Messenger RNA from Chionomys nivalis (European snow vole), 17652 nucleotides. RefSeq names its product coiled-coil domain containing 168 (gene Lrtm3). Bases 1 to 17652 code for a protein of 5883 amino acids. The transcript is spliced from 5 exons. The record is from RefSeq and is a predicted model, not a curated record. Lineage: Eukaryota; Metazoa; Chordata; Mammalia; Rodentia; Cricetidae.
AUGUCAAAAAUAUACCAUUUCUUUAAACACAUAUCGAAGCCUAUCUUAGAUGAGAAUAUAUUUUGCAAAACAUGGGACUUUCUAAACUACUGGAUUUUUUACAAUGUUUGGAUAGUAACCCUGAUUAUAAUUUUUCUGGGAGUUACUUUUGAGAUAGUCCUCAUAAAAACUUUUGAAUUUUUUAAGAAGAAACUUGAGCUAUGGGAAAAUGGUAGUUCAUGUUCUCAGAAGCAGAAUGAAGAUAUUUUCCACAAAGGAAUGACAUAUGCUACGGAGAGCUGGUCGAUUUCCCACACAACUUCCAUGGAAAGAGUUGAAACCUUUUCAAGAAGCAUGCCAAGCAAUCCUCCAUCUGAGAAGAUUAGAUAUACCACCAUAGAAAGGACGAUUUCAUCUAAUGAAUGUGAACAUCAAAGAAGCCAUUUUUGUGAAAGUCACGCAUCUUCAGGUGGGACCAAUACACCUUUGUCAAUGUUUCACUCAAAAGUUAAGGACAUUUUCAUGAAUUCCUUUCCCAGAAAAGAUCCACCAAGUGAAUAUCAAACAGUAUCCUCUGAUAAUUUAUAUUCAACAAUGAAAACCAGCGGCACAAAAACUUCCCUUCCUGAUGCUCUUAAUUUGCAACGUGCUUUGAAAUUUACAAGAGCUAAGGCUCUCCACGUGGCACCAUCCCCUCCUGUUCAUUUCUUUCUUUCUAGUGAGCAAAUUAGACGCGUGGAAAAAAAUAUAAGAAGGAAAAUCUCUGUGAACGCCAAAGCUAGAUCAUGGAGGGAAGCUGAAUGUCUGCACCCCAGAGCUCAGGAGCCUUCAGUUCAUUCUCAUUAUUCACAUAAUGAAGGGGUUAUUCCCGGUGAAGCACGAACUACUUUCCCAGACCAAAGUGCUAUGCGGAAUCAAUUGAUUCAUGAAGCACAGUGUACUAGCCAAACCCAACAAUUCAUUCAUGACCAGGAUUCAGACAGCAGCCAGAGUGGUUUCUCUGAGCCUGAAUACUUUCCGACACCGCCGUUUUCUAGCAGUGCACAAAACUCUGUCCAGGCUCAACAAAUAGACCGUGAAAAUAAGGGCCAACAUUUCAAUCACACCCUAUGUAUUGUUGAAACAGAAUAUUCAACCAAGGGCAUAGAGUCUGCUGAACAUUUCAGCAAGACUCAAAAUUUUGUUCAUUUUAAUGACCAAAACAAGAGGAACCAUUUAGGUAAAGGGCAAAAUAGUGUUUUCCAGAAUGCUGAAUAUUUGUCUUUAAAUUCAAAUUUAUUGGCUGAAGCUGUGGCACAACACAAGACAGCACCAGGCCAACAACCACUGGCUUCACUGGAAUCAAACCAGUAUGAUGCAUACGGUUCAGUGCCUCUCUCACCUACCAUCAAAAGGCAGAGAAACGGGAGAAAGACACCAGGCAACGAAAGAAAACUCAGUCUUAGAGCUCUGCCUCCCAAAGCAAAGCAAACUUCCCCUUCACGGUUGUUUCCAAUCGUAGCGUGUCGUACUUCAGAAAACAAGACAGCGUUGAGAUGCGAGAAGAAGAAAAGAACACAUCAGAGGAAAACAAUGUCAGCUAUAGCUUCCCAUCUCAUUUCUGUCUCGAAGCUUAUCACUCCGCAUGAUAAAAAGUAUUUCUCAAAAUGUCUGGUGGCCGUUAUUCCAGACCUCAUAAAAUGUGAACAUUUUCUGAAGAAGUCACUAGAUACAGAAAAAGUCAAUUAUACAAAUUCUAAUGAUACAGUAAGGUUGGGCACUACUGAAAACACAGAACACUCUUUCAUGGUCAACACUCCUGAACUGGCAACUCCUUGUUUAUUUGACCUGAACAUUCCAAAGCAUGAGGGGCUUUCAGGAGUGCUAUCAGAAUCUGCACAGAAAGAUGCUUUAUUUCGCCAAAUAGAAUCAAACAGAGAAAUGAAAGUACAGAAGGACAUCGAAAAUACAGAGAAUGGAGAGAAAUCAGCAGUCGGUACACCAGACAUACAAAAGUACUUUUCAAAUGAUAGUGUACAGAAUGCCAAAUAUUCAGGGGAAAUCAUUCUGAACUUUCCAGGUAUCAGUUUACUUAUUUCACUGGGAUCCCAAAAGCAUGAGGAAAAUGAAUUCAAAGAUAUAAAUGUCCAAGUGAUGACGGGAAGCAGAAAUCUGAAGGAAGAGAAACCAUUGACGGCUAAUAUUAUAGACUAUGGUAACCCAAGUGAGAGCGAGAAGCCGGAAUGUGACACCAGAAGCAAUAAAACAAAUAGACAUCAGGAUGAAGGGAUGUCAGAUACCUAUCAUAAUACCAGGCAGACUACCAUUUCUCAACCCUUUGAUAUGGAAAUGUGUAACAAAUUAAAAACCAACGCAGGCACAGUGACAAUUAAUUGUCAUACUGCACUAAAGCAAGAGGAACUACUAGAUGGAAGGAAAAUACAGGAAGUAAAGCAUAUUGAUAAGCACUCCAGACUUAGAAAACCCCAAGAGUGGGGCAGUGAGGAAGAGGAAAAGAGAGAAACAGUUGGACCACUGGCAGAAGCCUUCAGAGUCAGCAUCUGUCUGAAGCAAAAGGACGAAUGUGCCCAGUUGGAAAUGGGACCAAUCCAAUCAGGAAAAAGAAGAAUGCAAAGUCCAAAGAAAGAAGUGCGGUCACAGACGGUUUCUACAGAGUGGGAGACUGGCCCAUGUCCCUUGACAAAUCCACUACAAGUUGAGCAAGUGAAGCAAAGGACAGACAAACCUCCAGACAGAGACAAGGCUGCAAGUCCCGGGCACCCCGCUUUAAUGCCAGAAAACUCACCUGCUGCUGAGUGUUUAAUUGAAACUACCAGACACAAGAUCCCAUUCUGCGGAAAGCCCACACAAACACCAGAUGGUCGUAUUACAGAAGACGGAGAAAACUUGAAAAAGGACUUACGUGCAGUUGCCAUAGGACCGUUCAAAGUCCGAAAAAAAUCAUCAGGGCCGAAAAAUGGACUCGGUGUCAAGCACAGAAUUAUUAAAGUGAAAAAACCUGCAUUUUCCUCGAGGCAUUCUCUCACUGCACGUGACACUCUGAACCGUAAGAGAAAAGUGGGAGACAGCUUUGAAAGACUCAUUAAACAAACACUACGUGAUGUAACACUGGCACCUGUGCCUCUGAAUGUUCACCCUCCGGGGUCUAGUAUUCACAGUAAUGAAACAAGUAUCAAGAUAACACCCCCAAAAACACAAGUUGAAAAGAAAGAAAAGAAUCUGGAUUCCCUUCAUAAAGAAAGCAAAACUGUAGACACUCUCGAAGUUCAGUUGUGUCAUGGUGUGAAAUUGGUGGAGCAAGUACUGCCGGAGGCAGUGGCUCACGUUAAGAGGAACCACAGAUGUGAUGCGCAUCCAGUGAAGGAGAUUAAGAUGGAGACGGAAUUGUUUCAAGGAGCGUCUUCCACUGAAGCAAUUAGGGAAUCGGGUGACUCACUGAGAAUGGGCUCUGCAAAUACAAACACUGGCACAUCUAUACAGGCCGAGCUCCAGUAUAGUGCAGAAUUAGAGUGGGGUCCUCCAACAUCGGGAGAAUUACUGAUGGGAGACCCUCUGAUCCAAUCAAGAGAGAGGAAUAUUCCAAGUAGGAAGAAUGAUACAAGGGAAAUCAGUUGUGGUUUUACCCAAAAAGCUUUCUCAUGCUCUUUAAAUUACCGCAUGUCUGUGUUGACUCAUUCUAACAAGAAGAAAAACCCAACAAGAUUCACAAAUAAGAGCGCCGUGAGGCUCACGUAUAUGAAUAAGGUGAAACCACCAGCCUCCAAAACACUCAGUACCACAGGCAAUAAAAAGAAUCUAAAAUUGGACCUUAAGACCAAAUUAAAAAGGAUAAACCACGCUAAAUCAGUUUUACUUGAAAGCCAAAACACUCUUUGCUUAUUCAUCGAUAGAAGAUUGCGAGGAGGGUUCUAUCAUGCGCAGCUAAAGCAAGGAGAACUAGCAAGCAAAAUAGGUGUUGAUAGUGUUGCUGAGAGUAGAACAUUCGACAACAGAGAGAAAAAACGUCAAGAGAAACAAGAACCUUUUGUACAGGCAGCUCCGCAGCAUGACCAACACCGGUGGGCUGCUGCCGAUCAAAGGAAGGACACUCUUCCAGAUGAGCCAUCGUCGAUCUCUUUAAGUCAAGAGCAACCUGCUAACCGUCAGGGUGUAAAGAGCCAAAAAGAUUCCCUGCAGAGUGCUUCGGAGGACAGCCUACAGAUGACUCCCAUCCAAGCUGAAGGAUUUCAGCAAACUACCAGAAGAGAAUAUGGUGGAAACUUCCCUGUGGUUCCUAAAACUUUAUCUCCUGAGGCAGGGAAUUCUUCAUCUGGUGAACUGACAGACAUUGCAGACGAUGAUUUAGAAUCUGAUGAAAAGUCUGAACAUGAACUAGAUUUGUAUCCUGUGGGGAAAGAGGCAGAGUCAUCCAGAAGUCUGCAGGUGACGUUCCUACAGUCUUCUGAUUCUGAUACUAGAUCCUUUGCUUCUAGACGGAAAGAGAAGAAACACGCACUAAGAAGAUCAAGGAAGCAGACAACAGUGAGUCGUAAAUACAGAAAUAGGGAAAUAAAGACCUCAGAUUCACAGACAGUUAACUUCAGAUACAGCAACAAACUAAACCACAUGGGGUUGAACGAUCCACAGCAGAAGGGUAGCAUAGCAGGUGUUUGCUUGGAAAUCAUUCACUCUAAGGUAUACAUUUUGUUCAACCAAAAAAGGAGAAAGUCAAAAUCACGAGCAGGUAAACAGAAAAUAAGAAGACUUGGUUGUAUGCAGCAAACAAGAGAGAAAUCCCCAGAUGGAGGAAACGCACAGUUUCUGGCUUCUGCUGAUUUAAGCAAUUUCCCUAGCAUGAAGAGCGAUGAAGAGAAAGGGGAAGAGGAACCAGAACGUUUCCUGGUCACACAGAAGAGCCUUCCCCUUAUACUUGAUGUGCAUCAAGAAAAAGACCAUGACCUUGUUAAGUCAGAUACCCAACUGAACCAAGUAAGAAGAACAAUUACUCAGGUACAACCACAGACACCUACAGAAGUUACUUCCUGUUCUACCCUAUGCCCCAUCCCAGCUGAAUUUAAAUUAGGGAAACUAGAGGACAGUGCAUUAUCUGAAAGAGACAGGGAUCUGUCUGGUGACAGACGACACAAGGGACAUGCUGCUGACGGCGAGAAGGAGGCACAGGAGCCACCUGCCUCACACACGAAUCCAAAGCAGAGUGGGGAAAAGAAAUGUGACACCGCCAAAAUGAACGGCAGGCAUCGAGAGAAAACACUUGCAGCCGAAACAUCCUCCUUGACAAAUGUCGCACUGGAUAUUAAUACGAGCAGCAAGAUAGGCUCAGAAAAAGGCACACCAAAUGAAAAGACACCCUGUUCGAUACAAUGGAAUCUAGAGAUACUGCUUCAAAAAAGAAAGGUUCCUUUAGAUGACAUCAAAAAAAUUGAUCUUCAAGAUGAAGAAGAAAAGGAAAAUGAUGAUGACGCAUUAUUAAAGCCAUUCUCACAGUAUAGUCGACAUUUUGUAUUGUGUCCACAUCAAAGCAGGGAUCCUAACUCUCAGAAAUUAAGAGAACAAAGAGAGAGGAACAUUCUGUUCGUUGUAGAACAGGACAUUCCGCAGCAAAGUCAGCCAGCAGAUCUAACACGAAGAGAGUGUGCUGUGUGUACAUCAAGUCCAAAGGUUCCUCCCAUACAACCAGAGGAAUCACGAAUAGAUGAAGUUAGCCCCGAUAGAGCAAAAUAUGACAUCCCUGUUAAUGGAACUCAUGCUCAGAAACGGUACAGUUGGGAAAGAUUGGAAAGAGAAGGGCUUAAAAAUGAUCUACAAGCAACCAUCACAGAGUCUUCGAAUCUCUUAGCCCCUGAGGUACUAAGAUCCAAAAGGAAAAGCAAGGUAUCUCCACGCAAAGCCUUACAAGGUAAAAUGUGUUCAACUGGUGUAAGUAUGAAAAGAAGGAAAGCAUUUGUCUCAAAGACAUUGACUAUUCCACAGUGUGGUCAUAGAAACAGUCUUCUUCCAAAAACCUGGAAAUCAUCGAUUUCUGAAUUACUAAUACAGUCUGCUCUCUUGCCUGAUACUCUUAAUAUAAUAAUAUCGAAAAAUCCAACAUCAGAGAAAAAUAAAAGAUCAUUAGCUCAGGAACUGGCAGUAACAAUGCCAGGGUCUUUGAGCUUUUCCAUACCUAUAUCAAAAGAGAGAGAGAAUUUAGAAACCUUGGACAAGGGAAAUGAAAUGAUUAACAGCUCUCUAACUGUGAGUACCCCACAAAGCAACACGGUGAGUGUAAUGCCUCCACUUCUAAAUACAGAGGGAUCUGAGAUUGGCUCCAUACCCUGUGAUGCCACCUGUGACGAAGGGCCCAGGAGAAAAUGGGACUACGCUAUUUCUGAACAAAAAGCAUGGGCUGAAAAGGACUUAACAUCUUUGGAACCUUUACAGGAGCCCAGCCCUGUGUCAUCUGAAUCCAAAUGCGAGGACAGCACAUUAGAGUUUUCAGGCAAAAAAUAUAUAAGUCCCAAGGCAAGGCAAGCUUCAAGGCUGCUUCAUAUUGCAAGGCAUCAUAUGAGAGUCCAUAGAAAGAAUAGGCACCAUAAGGGGAAACACCAAUUGAAAAGGGAUAAAUGUAUGGAGGAGGCACUGCUUUAUGCUGUUGAAGAUGCGGAGAGUUGUCCACUCAAACUCCCAACUGAUGAACUUUCACUUGAUACAGCAGCAAGAGCUGCUUUUUCUAGUAGAAUACCUCAAAGAUCUAACGCAGAGGAAAAGGCAGAGUUACAAGCAAGCUUAUCCACAACUUUCUUGAGACCUUUCAAGUUUUUCAUACCUGUUUUAUCCGACUGUAAAAGCCAGGUGGACACAGGAAAAUUAUCAGAAAAUAAUAUUACGUUGAAUAGGAGAUUUUCAGCCACGAAGAAAAAGAAGAUAUCAGUUUCGAAGAUAAUUAAAAAAGAUGGACACUUUAUCACAAACCAUAAGAAAGUUAAAUUAAGAGCAAAAAUGAAAGCAAUAUGGCUUAGUGAAAAUACAACUGGUGUAUUUCAAAACACCAUCCACUUUCUAUUAACUAACUCUAAUGUGGAAAAUCCAUUCAAAACAGAGAUAGGUUCGGGAGUAUCAAAGUCUACCCAUACACGGCCAACACAUGGGGCAUCACCAGUUGAAGGCAUAGCAGAGUGUGAUGAUUCUGUUGACAAAGUUGAUUCCAACUUUUUAAAGGAAGCUAAAGUGCAUGUUGGGCAACGCUGGGGAGAGAAGCAAAAUGUGCUAACAGAACCUGCUCCAUUUUAUACGAAAAACUUAACAGCAAGUGCCCAUCUCACGAAGAAACCCAGUCUUGAGGAGUCAAAGGGAAUACUUUUCAGAGAAUAUUUGCCACAAACAAGUCAAACUUAUGAGGCCAAUUCAGAAAUUAAUGUAAAAAUAGAGAUCAAUAGCAUGCAAGUAAGCUUCAAAGAAGCACUCUCAUAUACGGAGAAACCUCACAAUUGUUCAAAAGUCAGUGAAUCAGCCAGUACCACUACCAAACAUGGAGUAAGGAACACUCACCAGUCUUCUUUAAAAGAAAAGUCUUCAUUUUAUUUGACAGGAAUUGUCACUUCUAUUGCCAGGCAUUUAAUUGCUUCCAAAGAAUUUAAAAGGCAUAUGGGUAGCAUCAGAGCACCCCACCUGGCAAUGUAUAAAGGUAUACCUUCACAGAUGAAGUCAAUGGAGUCACAGUCACCUCCUGGACACCACGUUGCUGUAAACAUAAAGAAGACACAGGAUUCUAGAACCUUAGAGAUAAAAGUAGAUGAUGGUGAGGUAAAUACAGAUAUGAAAUCCACCUACAUGUGUAUGCCAAUUCAACAAGUAAAUAUGGAGUCAUCACAGAACGUAUGGGAUACGUAUGAGAAAUCUUCAGAAGGAAACGGCCUGGACAAAGCACAGACAAAGAGGAAACAAGAGUUUGCACAGCUACCAUUUGGAGCAGAUCAAAAGAGACAACCUGGUCCUUUCAAGUCAGACGUGCGUUCUGCUAACACAGCGCACUGCAAGGAUACGCUUCAGAAAACAGCUAUUUAUUUAAUAGAUCAAGAAGGAAAUGCAAAAGUCGGAGAAGAGCUUAACCAAGAGGUUGUUCUUUCCUCUAAUACACACACUCUUCACAUUGAAAAGCAGAACAGUGAGUUUAAAACAGAUAGGAAAACAAAGUCCAAGUCUUUUGCCCUGCCAAGAAAACAGGAAAAGCUUAAUGUCUUAGGACCUACGUGCAGUGCUUAUGCCAGGGAUACUACCUAUCCUGAAACUAUAAGACAGAAAGGUAAGGCAAAAAUAUCAAAAGUGAAAAUUACUGUGUUUGCCAAACAAACAAAGCUGAAGGCAAAGAAAAUAUCGGUUCGUCUACUUCUUAGACAUGGGGACCGUGGCAAUAAAAAAGAACUGGGGCGUAGCAUGCAGCGCCAGCACCGGAAUGCAUUUGAACUGAGGAGAAAUGUACAAAACCUGGUUCUAAAAGCUAGUUUGAGCUUGGGAUGCUUUGUAUCCCCAGUUACAAAGCUUACCAGUGUAAAACUGGAGAAAGGCAAGUUGGGAGGAAGAAAAAACAUUCUUCCACAGAAAAUUGUGGAGAAACCAUCCAACCAAAGGCAAAAGUCAGGGUCAGGAUGUGUCGAAGUACCUAGGAAACUAGAAGAUAUGAAAGACGUGCAUGAGGACCACACUUUCAAGGACAUUCACCGGCAAUUUACGCAACAAUUUUGGGUUAAGUCAGAAGAAACUAAAGAGCAUCACUCUUGCAAAUUAGACAAUUUACAAAGAAAGACAAACUCUGAGUUAACUUUCCAGAGAGAUGAAACUGAUAACAUUGAGCUAGCUGCCUCCAGAAGCAGAGGAGGAACAAAAGUCUACACUGGCCCACAAGACAGUCUACAACAGGACUAUCCACUGAAGCAAGGGGUGAUUCUUCAGACGAUGAAGGAAUUUUCUCGUUUUGGAAUGACAAACAAGUUCAUAAAAAAACAAGACAUCAAAACAUCAAGUCCACAGAUGAUAGGAGAAAUGGAAGUAAUGCAAAACCCACUAGAUCCAAACGAAUCAUUGCUUAUUCCGAGACUUAUGGUACAGCAACAAAAUAUGUUUACAGACCCUCUUCCGCGAUCCAUUCCCGCCCAGGUACCAUGCCAACCUCAUACUGAAGAGCCAAAGGAAAACAUGAAAAUAAGCGACAAACUACUAAAGAAUUCGACUCCGCAGCUGAAGAAAGUCUCAAAUGCAGAAUGUAUUUCCGAUAUGGAUCACGUUUCAAGAAGUAUUGAAAAACUACUCUUGCUUAUUAAACAACAGGGAAAGAGGAGAAAAAGAAGUAGAGGGGGUAACAAUUUUGAAAUGGCAAAAGACAUAAAAGCAACAAUGAUGAAUCCCACUCCAUUUCCAAAUAAUUCACCACCCAGAACACAGUUUAUCAACACAAUGAACAGUGGUAUGUUCGGGCAAAGAGAUGGGACAGAACCAAGCAGGGGUGUGGCCACAUUGUGGACUCAGCAAAGGUUGUGUGUACAAGGGACAAGCCUAGACUACACGCAGAAGCUGAUGUCUAAAGUUAUAUGUCAUAAGAAAAAAAGCGAAGCUUUCAUGGAAGGCGUCCUGUGUCACAAAACGAUCAAAAUGAAGUUGAGGAAGACAACCUAUAGAAAGUUCCUUGGCGUUACCAGAUAUGGAGCCCACAGCGACAGAAAGGAGCGUAGACACAACAUUAAGACAGAGAAGGAGCUCCCCCAGGAGAAAACUGUGGCAGACUUACCGUGGAAGGAUUUUUGUGCUUCUGGCUACACUGUGUGUCAAAUUAAAAAGCUUAGAGAAGUAAAAGAGGGGAAAGGCAAACCCCGAAGGCCACUGAACGGAACUAAUAUGUUAUCUAUGCAGCCCACUGAUAACAAUUCAACAUCGAGCACCAUCAGAAAAUCAGUAGCGUAUACUAUGAAGCAAAAAGAACACCAAGUGCUUUUACUAGAUAUUACCCCACGGAAUAAAGAUCAGUUAAUGCCUGGCCAACAAAUGGAGAAGCCUAGAUAUAUCAACUGGAGUGUCCAUUUAGAAAAAGAAGCAUACCGUGUCGUGUUUCCAGAGACGGAAGAAACUGAUUCCAGUAGGCUUGUGGCUCAAAGACCCAGAGCAGAUACAGAAUGUGAAUUCUCGACUGCACAAAGAGUAGAGCAAGGAGUUAGGAAAGACUCCAUCCAACACGCACUUUCAGUUCCACCCAGAAGAGGAGGACCCGAGAAGAUGAACAUUUCAAGUUCCAAAGAACAUGAUGUAUUUCUCGUGGAACUGGAUGCUUUCCAGAAAGAGACAUGCAAGCUGCAAGAAUUGUUUAAACAAGGAGAGUCUUGGCCAGCAGGCUUGGAGAAUGUCCCCUGCCCCUUUAGGGAGCCCUUUCACUUGGAAAGCACAAAGGUAGCUAAGGAAGUGGGUACGGAUCAUAACAUUAACAAUAUUUCCCAUCUAUUUGGAUUAAGAGGAACUGACCCAGAACUAGGUUCCAAAGCACAGGCGUUUCUCUGCACAGAUCUAGAGAAUCUAUACCAAACAGGUACAGUUCUGAGAGGCCAUGCAAAGUCAGGUCACAGGCCUCGAAUCUUUCUGAAUUCUGUACCUUGCCACAAGAGGGCUCCUCGUCAUUCAAAACCAAGCUCUAGUACAACAAGGAAGGACAGUGGUGCCAGUGCCAUAGGUGCCAAAAUGAAUCUCAAGGGCAAAGGAAAAGCCGAACCAACUGCCAGUCCGCUAAAAUUAAACAGACAGAAAGUGGAGAUUUCAAAAAAAAUCAGGGCAAAACAACUGACUAUUUUUGCCCAGAACAAAGAACAAAUUAUGGAAUUUUUUUUAUCUUGCGUAUUAUACAAACUUCAGAUUGAAAACGCACAGAAAGAAAUCUCAGCAGAAGCAGCACUAGAUUCAAAGAUUUUUAACCCGGUGCUAGGAAAAGCAGCAAGUGAAGGUAAGAUUCUAGGAGGUCACUUUCCAAGUUCAGAAGGAGUUAACCUGCGUGCUAAGGGUGGAGCUGAGCAUCCAGAGGAUGCGUGCGAGCCUAUUCCAGCAUCUGGCACUCACAGCUUGAGGGAUACACAUCAAAUUACAUCACCACAGGUAGAGAAAGAAUUAAAAACAGUAGACAGUCUGGACUAUCACGCUUUAAAUACAGAAAAGGAAGAACAUAACAACAGGACAAAGGAACAAAACCGUUACCACCUGUCAUUUUCCCUCAAGAGUUUGGAUGAACAUCUAUCAUGUUCCCAAAAUGAUUCCUAUGUCCAGCCACAUUCAGAACCUCACACAAAGGAAGCAUUGUUAAAAGUAGGCAAUGUGUCAAGCAAGGUAAAGGGACCAGAUUUGUCAUCUAAAGCUCAACUAAGUACCGGGUGUAAAUGUCAACCAGCGUGGAUUUUGCCCUCAGUUAUUCUAGAGCAAACAAAAGAACAAGAUCCAGAGCUGCCUUUGGAGUCAGGCAGUAAAACUAUAAACUGUCCAAGCCUUUUGCCAUCAAAAAAAUUAUCUGCUGGGAUACAGAUAAGUAAGUUAGUGUCAAAUGAUAGCUCAUCCAUGCCAACAGUCAGCGAAAUGGAACUGUUACUUAGAGCAAGUCCAAAGAAGCAAGAGAUGUGUCUGUCUAAGAUGUUCUUACACUGCUUUUCACUAUGCUUGAAGUUUUUGCAUGAAAAACAGAAGGGUAACAUAGAAUACAGAGUUAUGAAUGACACAAUACACCCUGAAAGAAAAACCCUAAACUCGAAGAAAUUAGUACGUCCCAAUGAUUAUACCCCAAGCAAUAACUCAGAGCUACAUUGUUACAAGAAAGAGAAAAUGAUAUGGAUAAAACAUAGAAAGGAUAAACCAGGUUCAGUUGUAAUAAAAGCACGUGAUUCCAUCCCUUUACCUCACUUAAAAUUGAAUAAAGAGGAAAGUGAUGUGCUUAUCUCAAGUGAUAUAAGACAAGAAAAACAUAACUCACAGGAAGAGAAGAAUGGCAUAAAAGGAAGGGACAUGAAGAGAAUAAUGGUCUCUAACAUUACCUUCAAGACAGAGGAAUUAUCACUGUCUUAUCCUUUCAGUGGAAAGAAGUUAACUUUGCUGUUUGACAGUAUAGAACGACAGGGGAAGGUACGACAAGGGUUGAGUAAAUCAGACACAAAACUGAAGAACUCUUGUAUUUCAUUACCACCUCUGUUGCAUCGUAAUUUGAAUUCAAGAAUAAAAGUCGAAAAACAUAAGUCAGAACAACUAGAGUGCUGCCUCCCACCUCUAAAGCCCUUGCUGUCACUGAACUGCACAAAAGUGCCAUUUUCAAAGGCAUUUAGUAGAGAUAAGUUAUGCAAGUUAACAGAAUUAAAGUAUGCUCCACAGAGGAAAGAAUAUAGAAAUAAUAUUGUACAUUUGAAAGAUAGACUAAGCCUCAUAGGUAUUGCUCAAAAGGGAAAGACAUCACCUUUUAAAUACUUACCACAUGGAAAGGCAAAAUGGUGGAACAAUAAAGAACCAACACAGGAAGAAGAAGAAAAUACAGUCAGAAAAGAUGUGAGAGACAAAAAGAUCCCCAAAUUAGUGGAUCAAAACGUAAAGAAAUUAGCACGAUCACAUGCACUCAGUAUCAAGGAGUUGCAGAGAGAAACCCAGGAAGAAAAACUUGUCGAUCAGAUAAACACAGCUGUAGCAUUUUCUGUCUCACACUUGCAACUCAAUAAAUUUUCAGAUACACAGAUAGUUGAUAGAGAAGUUUACAAUGAGAUAAACUCAUUGAAGGAACAUGCGGCACAGGAAGAAAAGGUUGGGACUGUAAACAGCAUAGUGCGUGCCGAGGAAAUAUAUUCAAAGGCGAAGAAAUCACCUACUUUACCUAUGCAGAAUUUGAGUGACCUUCAGGGGAAAACUAGGGAGCAAGGGGGAGAGGCGAAAGAAGAUGGAAGUAAGCCAGGUGUAACAUUAACUCAGAAGUCGUCUAAGACUUCUGUUGCUACGUCUCCCCAACCUACCCUUACUGUGAGUGCCAGAAUCAAGAAAGAUUGUACAACAGUGUUAACAAGAUCCUCUGUCUCUUUGGGAUACGUCCAGAACCCAUUUGGUUCGGAAAGAGGCACUUACAAACAGCAAAUUGCUGGAGAUACUUCAAUUGGUCUACAAAAUGAAAAACAGCCCACGUCAGAGGAAAAGGCAGAAGCCGGAAUGCAAACAGCAAAGAUCGUAACAACUCACACGUAUCAAGAAACAAUGGUGCAGGAACUGAAAGACGAGCACGUCUUAGAUCUGACUAAAUCCUCUCCUUUGUUGCCAGAUCAGUCUCAUCCCAAACUGUCUGAGAAAUUAGAAUUCAGUGACACAAAACUAAGACUUAGAAAUUCGGCUCUGCAGAGGUCCUCAACUAAAGGAGAAACAGUACCUAGAGAGGCCAUUGUUGUUGACACCAUGAAAGAUGUAAAAAAACAGCAUUUAUCUCAGAGAGAACAGACGUAUCAAAAAGAAAUAAUAGACAGGCGAGGAGUCAAGGUAACUUUGAAAUUACACAAAUUACUUCUGUCUCAGAAGCUCUUCAGAACAGAACUCCAUAUACAUAUCAAUGUGCCAAAACCAAAAGAACAAGACAGUAAAAGUGAACCCCGAGUUUUAAGAAAAAUGCAGACUUCUCAACCUUCUCCAACCAAUAUUCCCUUAUGUAAAGGUGUGCAAGUGGGUGAAGAAAGGCUAAGAAGUACACUAUCUUCCCCAGAUGCAGAGAAAAUAGUUGACAAAGAAGCCGUGUGUAGUCCUGUCAGAAAAGGAAAACAAUAUAAAAAACAGAUAAAAAUCACAGUAGGCUUCACAGCUGGGGUGCAUUGCAAAAGGACAAAGGUCUCACCAAUUCCACAUCUCCUCAACACCAUGGAAGUUGUCCUGAAUAUGAAGUUUCUGGAGAAAAAAGUACACAACGGUAAAAGUGAACUGGUUGUGGUUGCAACACGAUCUUUCCUGUCCUUGCCAUCACACCCUUCUGAGUAUUCACAGGACAAAACACAGAGAGGUACAGCCAGUGGUACAGGACACUCUUACCCACAGGGAAAUUUCCAAGAAGCAGCAGAUGCCCAGGAACCAGCAACCAAAGAGUCAGCUGUGGUUGAGAGUGACUGUAUUGUUAAGACAACAGAAUAUAAUGUGCUACAGAAGUCAAAGUCCUUGACCAGGGUCCAUCAAACAAGUGAUCAUCCACAAGUUGAAAUGGAAUAUGAAUCAGACCCCCAAGAUCAUAAAAUUUAUCUCACGAGAUUAGGUACCAUUAAAAAGGAAAAAAUGCUGCACAUGUCCUUCGAAGGGCAAAACGGUCAGCCAGAAAAAUGUGAAAAGGAAACUCCAACUAAAAUUGGGCAUUGGGAAAAGGAAAAUGAAUUCAAAGGUAAUUUAAGUAACAAAACAAGUCCUAAGUUUUCAGUUUAUCCAACUGAAAUAUCACUCAAGGAAGCCCUGGUCACAACUGAUACCCUCGUGUGCUCAAAACGAUCGGUGGCAGAGAGAAAACAGGAAACUGGUUCAGGUAGCUUCAUGACAUCAGAGAAAGACAGACAGAGUAAUGCUUCACUAAGCAAAAUGUUAACUCCAGCAAAGAUGUCUCAAAAUAAGGAAGAACAAAAUGUUAACAUGGAAGAACAAGCCAUGCCUCAGUCCACGUGUGGACAGAUGAUAAAGUCAAAGUCCUCCCCUCCUAAUGGUCCAGUUCACAGCAAAAAUCGGAGGAUACCUUUACAAACAGAUGUGGACAAGAAAACCUCAGUGAGUAUCCACCCGCAAACGCAGUUAGGGGUACACAUGAGUACUACAGAGUUUAAUGCCACAAGAAGGACAGAAGAUUCACCCUCAAGUGUUCCGGAAGAACAACACUGUGAUGGAGCAUUGCCUCCGAAGUCCCAUGAGUCUCCGCUGAAAUCUGAACACCUGGAAGAAACAAACACAGCCUCCGAUGAAAAUCUGAAGCAGACAAAACCAGAAAUGGACAGCAACUAUUCUGCAAGUCAGAAAGAAGGGGCGUUAAAAGCGGGUGGGAGCCAAGGGGUAGCCCUAGAAGAGGACAGAAGAGAAAUGCAGCAGAGCUGUGUGGUCCAGCUGGAGAAUAAAGCCAGGGAGCGCACCAGCAGCCCUACAAGCCUUGUUUUUCCUCCAGCAACAGAGGAACCUGAGAUGGAGACUCAGGUAGGCACUUGCAGAGAGAAUGGCUACCCACCCCAAGAAAAGCUUAAAAGGGAAUUAGAGCUAUCUACUGCAAAGCAAAACAUCCAAGAACAAAAACUGCUUCAAACCCACACACCCAGUUCAUUGUAUGUUUGUAUUCCUGAUUGUCCUGAAAGCCAGCAAAGCAGAUUCUCAGAAACAAAUCUGAAACCCAAAUAUUUAACCAUGAUAAUCCCAAAGCACCCAAUUUCAAAGACACUUGGUAUCAUAGGAUGUGGUAGUUCAAGCAGGAAGAGGAAAUUAGAAUAUGCCUUCAAGAAACCAAAAACCAUGGUUCCAAGUAGUCAACGUGUGGCAGGGAUCACCAUCAGCAAUCUUUGCGUUUCCAUGAUAAGUCCACCUCACAAUGAAGGACCAGUAGAAUUGGAAACAAACCCAAGAAGGGAAAAGAGAGUCUGUCAUUCUGAAUUCCAGAAGAAAUUAUCAGAUGCUAGAGACACGAAGGACAUCUUGACAUGUGUAAAAGAACUAAGUAAGCUAAGUAUGCAUUUAGAUUCUAAAGCAACUGAGAUAAAACUGAGUCAGAUACCAGAGCUCGUGACCAUAUCUUGCCAGAAGUGUAACUCUCAGCCCCAAAGGACUACUUCAGAAGAGUCCAGUUGCAGGCUUUACCUAAAACAUAUAAAAAUAAAUUUUGCAUCUCCAAAAGCUGGCACUAUACACGAUAACUUAGAAAACAAUUACCAAAGAGAUUUUCCUCCUGUUGGCUGUGUAAAGACAAUGUAUGUUUCAAAUAGCAGCGAGGUCACGACAGGAGCAAAGGGCAUCAAAAAGCAAGAAAGUGUAACAUCACCAGAAACUCGGAGUCACAUUCUGCAGAAGUUCUCAGAGAAAGGAAGGGACAACCUCCUUUUGCACUUUGAAACAAAAGCCCUGGAGAUAAAAACAAGCAACCUUCCCAGAAUGGCAGCCCAAUCUUAUGCAAUGGCCAGUGCCCAAGAUAAAUCAAAACCCCUAUUUACGUGUAUCCAUUCUGCCACCAAAGAACAGAAACAAACAAACAGAGUUAUAGUACUUUUUGAUGAAAAAUCUUUUUGCAAAAUCGACCAUGAUCUGCAAUGCAAAUACCUCCGCUCAGUCCCUAGGCCUUCUGUCCCUGUGGUCUCUAAAGCAAAUGUACUUCCCAAACACACGAACAAGUUAGAUGUGGGUUCAGGCUCAGAAUGUAAAGCAGUCCAAGACAGAGAAGAAAGUAGUAGUCUUUUGUUGGACACGGACCUUUUACAACAUGUUCCUUUCCAAAAGAAAAACCCACAAGGAAGUUCAUUCUUCACCAGAAAAUUCCAGGAGCCACCUCAUGCGUUUGCUGUUCCCGCUGGUCUACAAGGCACAGAACAGAAUGAUACGAUGAUUCCUUCAGAGUUAAAAUUACAGAUGACGCCAGAAAAGGAUAAACAAUGUCAUUUAUGCUUUCAAGAGACCAGUUUAUACAAGCAUUAUAAUAUAUCAGGAACUCAGCAAAACACUGCUCAUUUAGCCAGUUCACAUUCAUCUUGGAUUUCUGAUGACUGGACCAAUGAUGGUCGCCUAAAUACUGAGACUUCAACUACUGACCUGGUGGAAUGUCCAUCUUCUGAAGAAAGUGACAGUGAGGAAUGUGUGUUUAUAGGAAACAAUUUUUACUUAAUUAAGGGUUCACAAAAGUUUCUGUUUGAGGUACCCAAAGCAAUUUCAUUGGCGGAUCUUCACAGAGUGGAUGGAGCAACUCUUUUGAAAUCAGUUUACGGUGACAAUCCAAAUGACCAUCAUACUAGAACCCAGAGAAAACACACCUCCCCUGUGGCACAACCUUGCUAUCAGUCUGGAAAUAGUAGGAAACACAGGUUAAACUCCAAGAUGCAGUCUCCUGACGGGCUGUGUCACAGCCCACCCAAUACUGUGGAAAUGGAGUCGACAACAUCUUCUAUAACAUUCCGUGAAGACAAGCACUGGACCAGGACCACAUGGAGCAGAACAAGCUACUCUUUAGCCUCCUCAGCAACUGAGUCGAAUACUAAAUUGAAUCUUGCAAAAAAAUAUGGCAAGUCUUAUGUGUACCCACAAGUCAAAGAAAGAAGGAAGGCUAAAUCUAAUUUGUGGAGAAUGUUCAAUGUCUUUCAGCGUUCAAAUUAUAGUCCCUCACACAGUGGAGAGAAGCACACAAGGAGGAAAAGACUGUAUCAUUAUGAAUCAGAAGAAUCAAACCCACCAACCAAUCGGAUGCCAGAGCCAAGUGCUCAUCAGCAGAAUAUCAAAUUCUAUCCAGAAAGAAGAGAAAACCAGCCUUUUUUUUAUGCCUGUGUACCUGCAGAUUCAGUGGAUGUUAUCCCCCAAACCAUUCGCUGGCUUAUCCCCUCCAAAAUCUUACAGAAAAGCAACUUCCAUAUUCCUCAAGUGGCAAGUAUUUCAAAAUCUUGGAAUCUAUGCAGUUCAUCCAAAAAGCUGUUGGGAUCACUUGCAGGGGCCUUUAAUAUAGUCCGUCAUGGUUGA